This is a messenger RNA of Pseudocercospora fijiensis CIRAD86, 1875 nucleotides long. RefSeq lists its product as uncharacterized. The coding region runs from base 1 to 1416 and encodes 471 amino acids. The transcript has a single exon. Lineage: Eukaryota; Fungi; Ascomycota; Dothideomycetes; Mycosphaerellales; Mycosphaerellaceae. The record is from RefSeq and is a predicted model, not a curated record.
AUGACUCUCCAUCCUGCAUUCUGGAAGGCCGUCAGCGCUUUUCUGCUGCUGUGUGUCCUAAUCCAGCAGUAUGCUCUGUCGGGCACUCGAACGCCCACAGUUCAACAAGCCAUCCAUCCGACGUCCCAUAUAGAAGCACCCCAAUUGACUGGUGUCAGCGCCGCACUGGAGCAGGAGCUCGAUCAAAAGAACCACUCACUGGCCAAGACUGUCACACACGCCGAUGCAUGGAGCUAUUCUUGGGUUAGAGACGCUGACAACCAUGGCCUUUCAGAGCGACAAUGCGAAUCUGCCUUUCCAAAUCUAUGGACCCAGAUCGAACGCUCGGAGGAAUAUUGGAAAGAGAAGAAGAUUGGUGUGCAGGACAUUGAGCUUUUCGCAGGCAACGAUGGAGGAGUGCGAGUGCUCCUGAGCAAUUCACAGCUUCGCGUUGUCAGAACGAAAGGGCUGCAUCGCGAUGAUUUUCGUCAUCGAAUUAUAGCAGUCUUGCAGCAGCUGCUGCGGGCGAUCACAGCUGCUGAAGCUAUUGAUGAACCUAUCCCUGAUAUCGAAUUCACUGUUGUGGUCGACGACCAAGCUGUCACACAUCCUGACAAGAACGGUGCGUACUUUGCGUUCGCAAGACAGUAUGGGAAUCACAGGCACGACUCAUUAUGGAUCACCCCGGAUUUCCACUUCUUCGGAGCACCUCCCGAAGCAGGCAGUUUUCGGGAAAUGCGAGAGAAGUUUCGAAAGCAUGAUUCACCUCUUGCGAAGAAGAUCCAAAAGGUGGUGUGGAGAGGGGCUACUUGGACCAAUCCGGAGAUCAGAGAAGCUCUAAUCAAUGAGACAAAGGGCCACGCGUGGGCUGACGUUGAAGCCAUGAACUGGGAGGACCCGUCGAGCAUUAUGCCUAUGGAAGCAUUUUGCAGAUACAAGUACGUCGUGAAUACCGAAGGUAGAGCCUGGUCAGCUCGAAUGACCCACCUUUUAAACUGCAAUUCAUUAUUGCUUGUGCACGACGUGGAAUGGAUUGCACAUUAUUACCAUCUUCUCGAUACAGAGACCAACUGCGUUCACGUCGCACGCAAUUUCUCGGACCUGGGAGAGAAGAUACGGUAUUACGACACGCACCCGGAGGAGGCUCAAAAGAUAGCAGAUAAUGCUAGAACGACGUUCCGAGAACGAUAUACGACCCCGGCCGCGGCAGCGUGUUAUUGGAGGAAGCUUCUGAGAGCCUACGCACGCGUCGCUUUCACGCCCGAAACAACGACUAUCAAGAAGAACAAGCAUAAGCUAGCGUCGAAGGAACAGCCAAGAGGCAUCUCGUUCGAAGAAUUCAUUGUACAUGAUAACACGCAGGAUUAUCCUUACGUACCCACGAAGAAGUCAGAGGAGAAGGCACAGAAGAAGGCUGGCGCGCGAUGGGUGACUUGAGGCAACGAAGGCCUAGCAAGAUGUCUUUUCAUCAUAAAUGACUGUCUGGCAUGCCUGCAUGUGGCUUUUUGCGCUGUUCUGAGGGCAACAGUUCGAGACAGGCAGGGACACAACGAGCUUCAGCCGAUCCAAGAUGUGACCUGGAAAUCUUGGGUGGGUAGUCGCACUCCAGAUUGUAAUUGUCGCCACUCCAGGCGAGCAAGGCUGGUUACAGAAGCUAUCAGUGAGCAAGGCAAGAGAUUGCGCGUGCAGCAAGAGUAGGCAUCGCCCAAUCGUGGUUGCGGAGGAGGAGUCUUGCCGAUGCACAGGUGAAUGUCUGGACACGGCUCGAGAGAGGAAUGGAUGCGAACGAUUCCACGUCUUUGCUAACGCUGUGGUACAGUGUCGACGCUGGGCGAUGGACUCGGAAGCUCUCUCACGAGGUAGCCUGCGUCAAUAGCGAAGUUAAAGUGGAUACGC